This is a messenger RNA of Pistacia vera, 638 nucleotides long. Its product is annotated as putative phytosulfokines 6. Lineage: Eukaryota; Viridiplantae; Streptophyta; Magnoliopsida; Sapindales; Anacardiaceae. Gene Ontology annotation, cellular component: extracellular region. Gene Ontology annotation, molecular function: growth factor activity. The transcript is spliced from 3 exons. The record is from RefSeq and is a predicted model, not a curated record. The coding region runs from base 107 to 373 and encodes 88 amino acids. Gene Ontology annotation, biological process: cell population proliferation.
UUUGUAACUCCCAUUCCAUGUUUUUCAUGCUCUAUUUAUACAACUCAUCUCCACCACCAGUUUUUACAAUAAUCUUCUUUCUUUCUUUACCUCAUAAUCAUUAUUCAUGACUAUGAAGCAGAGUUUUCAUGUAUUUCUCAUCUUUUUUCUCCUAUUAUCCCACUCAAUAUCUGCACGUUCACUUGCACAAAAACAAGGUGAAGAGGAGGUGAAGCUUCAUACAACUACGUUCAAAGAGGUUACUGAAGAUCUCAUGAAGCUGAUGGGUUCAGAGAGGGAGGGUUGUGAUGAAAAGGAUGAGGAAUGCUUAAAGAGAAGGAUGAUUGCAGAAGCUCACUUGGAUUAUAUUUACACCCAACAUAACAAGCCUUGAGUUGAAGAAUUAAUCUUGAAUAUGUACUGGAGUUUCAUCAUAAAACCUCCCUUAAUAAAAAAAAAGAGUGUUUUGUAGAGAAGUUGUGUUUAAAUAUGAAAUUGUAUGUAAUACAUAAUCCACUCAAACUAUGAAUGUUACUACCAUCAUCUUGUUAAGAAAAUGAAGAGUCACGAAUUAGAAAAAGACUGACCACUACCAUAGAAUAGGGGACUUAGAGGAAUUGUUUAUCAAACAAAAUAAUAAAACCUUUGGUUUGACUACA